AUGGAAGCGGAUAAAACUCACGUGUCGACAUUAGUUGCUGGCACUUUCGGAUACUUGGCUCCUGAAUAUUUUGACACAGGAAAAGCUACAGCAAAAGGAGAUGUCUAUAGCUAUGGUGUUGUGUUAUUGGAGCUUCUAACUGGUAAAAAGCCUACAGAUGAAGCAUUUGUUGAGGAGGGAACUAAGCUAGUGACCUGGGUGAAAUCGGUAGUCCAAGAAAAGAGAGAAGAGUAUGUACUCGACUGCAGUUUGAUGGAUUGUCCAGCACACGAGGUCAAUCAUGCAUUUAGUAUAGCAAUGAUGUGCCUUGAAUCGGAACCCUCUACAAGACCUACCAUGGCAGAAAUUCUGAAGAUGUUAGAGAAGAUUAGAUCAUAA
Striga hermonthica is the source of this 378-nucleotide messenger RNA. Lineage: Eukaryota; Viridiplantae; Streptophyta; Magnoliopsida; Lamiales; Orobanchaceae. The record is from the annotation of a GenBank genome assembly.